AUGUGGUGUUUCAGUAUAAUUAUUUUGAUAAUACUGGUCGCUUUAGUGUGUAACAAAAAAAGAUAUCACAAAUGCGAUUCACAAAGAAGACUCGACGGUAAGACUGCAUUGAUAACCGGCGGGACAGCGGGCAUGGGCCUGGAGAUCGCGACCGACUUGGCGGCCAGGGGGGCGCGGGUUGUCGUGGCCUGCCCCUUCGUGGAGGAGGGGCUACAUGCUGAGAAGACCAUCAUCGCUGCUACUGCCAACAAUAACGUCAAAUUCCUACUCCUCGACCUCGCCUCUUUGAAAUCGGUGAGAAGCUUUGCAGCAGAAAUCAACAAAUCAGAAAGCAGAUUGGAUAUCUUAGUAAACAACGCAGGAAUAGGCAAAGCUGCUGAGAAGUUGACUGAAGACGGCAUGAAUUUAGUUAUGCAAGUCAAUUACUAUGGACACUUUUUGCUCACCAUACUUCUCCUUCCACUUAUGAAAAAAACUGGAACUUCUGAAGACCCGGCACGAAUUAUCAACACGACGUCGAUGCUGCACUACUUUGGACAUUACAACGUUACAAGGCAAUCAGACAAAGAAUCCUUUCAAUUAAAGAAACAUUAUUACGGCACAAGUAAAUUAUGCACGGCGCUAUUUUCCCGCGAAUUAACUAGGAUAUUAGGCUCUUCGAAAGUCGUGGUCAACACCGUUGAUCCAGGAAUCGUCGGCACGGGAAUAUUUUACAGUCUGGGCGGCGUGGCGGGCUUACUCGCUAAGUUCUUAUUUUUGAGCAUUUUUAAAAGUCCAUGGGAAGGCGCUCAAACUGCUAUUUAUUUAGCAGUCGACGAAGAGGCAGGGAAAGUGAGUGGGAAACUGUUUAGAAACGGUGAAGUAGUGAGAAACUCCGCGGCCAUCGCUAACAGUGAAACAGCAAAACAGCUAUGGGAUGACUCAGUGAGAAUGGUAAAAUUAUCUGACUCAGAGAUGCUGGAAUGGCUUUCGUAAAUAUAUUUUCAAUUUACGUGCACGGAAUCUGUGUUUUAUAAGCAGCUAAGCUAGAUACAGUUAAACUGGUCUAUGUAAAAGUACUAGUAAGAAUACUUAUUAAAGGCACUACUCCAUCGCUGCGGUUAUGCUAUGCACUUGUGGAUUUACUUUCGUAGACAAGAAUCUACAAACGACGUACUUAUUGGGCGAUUAAGGAAAUGCAUGUAAAUUCUAGUGGAACAGGCCCUUAAAUAGAUAUAUCAGUAUUACGUUUCCUAAGAAAUCCAUAUUUACAUAAAUACUUAUAUAAAAAUAUGUCGUGUACCUUUUUUACACUGUACAAAUGAGAGCAAAAACUGGAAAAACAGCCGAAUAUAAUCGAUAUAUAUAUAAUCAUUAUAAUCGAAAUUUAUCAAAAGUACAUUAAAUCGCCAGGACAUUUAUCCACUGCUUCUGUAUACAUUACAUUUCAUUGCGAUAAAUAAAAUUUCAUACAAAAUAAGCAAUGUAUGCAUCUGUCUGAGUUCGCCAAAAGUGUUGAUCUAUGGUAUAACAACUGUCUGUGUAUAACAACAAGAAAUAGGUUAGGACUUGAAAAUAAUUCAGAUUAUAAAAAAAAAACUUUAUAUUACAAGAAAAAAAAUAUAAAUUUUAAUCACAGAUACAAUAUUUUAACAAUAUUUACUGUAACAAUGGAGCACCAUAUUGCAUAAUACAUUGGUAUUUCAAUAGUAUUUGAAACCCUAUGAAAAGAUGGCCUACAGUCCCUAAAAGUAUAUGUAUACGCAAACAAUGUGAAAUUCAUAUACUUAAGAAAUAAAAUAAUAUAAUUGCA
Plodia interpunctella (Indianmeal moth) is the source of this 1792-nucleotide messenger RNA. RefSeq names its product retinol dehydrogenase 13-like. The transcript has a single exon. Lineage: Eukaryota; Metazoa; Arthropoda; Insecta; Lepidoptera; Pyralidae. Bases 1 to 975 code for a protein of 324 amino acids. The record is from RefSeq and is a predicted model, not a curated record.